This is a messenger RNA of Ochotona curzoniae (black-lipped pika), 750 nucleotides long. RefSeq names its product monocyte to macrophage differentiation associated 2 (gene MMD2). NCBI's taxonomy places the organism in Eukaryota, Metazoa, Chordata, Mammalia, Lagomorpha, Ochotonidae. Gene Ontology annotation, cellular component: membrane. Gene Ontology annotation, molecular function: pore-forming activity. The transcript is spliced from 7 exons. The record is from RefSeq and is a predicted model, not a curated record. Bases 9 to 749 code for a protein of 246 amino acids.
ACGGCGCGAUGUUCGCUCCCCGGCUACUCGAUUUUCAGAAGACCAAGUACGCGAGGUUCAUGAACCGCCGUGUGCCGGCCCACAAGCGCUACCAGCCCACGGAGUACGAGCAUGCGGCUAACUGUGCCACCCACGCCUUCUGGAUAAUUCCCAGCAUCCUGGGCAGCUCCAACCUCUAUUUCCUGUCGGACGACGACUGGGAGACCCUGUCGGCCUGGGUCUACGGCCUUGGCCUCUGCGGCCUCUUUGUGGUCUCCACCGUGUUCCACACUGUCUCCUGGAAGAAGAGCCAUCUCAGGAUGGUGGAGCACUCCCUGCACAUGUCUGACCGAAUGGUCAUCUACUUCUUCAUAGCGGCCUCCUACACGCCCUGGCUGAACCUCCGGGAGCUGGGCCCCUGGGCCUCGCACAUGCGCUGGCUGGUGUGGCUCAUGGCCUCCGUGGGAUCUGUCUAUGUCUUCUUCUUCCACGAGCGGUACAAGUUGGUAGAGUUGCUGUGUUACGUCGUGAUGGGCUUUUUCCCCGCCCUGGUCGUCCUGUCCAUGCCCAACACCGAGGGCGUCUGGGAACUGCUGACCGGCGGCGUCUUCUACUGCCUGGGCAUGGUGUUUUUCAAGAGUGACGGCAGGAUCCCCUUCGCCCAUGCCAUCUGGCACCUCUUCGUGGCACUCGGCGCUGGCACCCACUACUAUGCCAUCUGGAGGUACCUCUACCUGCCCAGCACCCUGCAAGCCAAGGUGUCCAAAUGAG